AUGGUGCGUCAGCUGCACGACGGUAUGAUGGCGCGGGUCACGGACAACGGAGCUGUCUCAGAGGCAUUCGCAGUGACCAACGGAGUGAAGCAGGGCUGUGUGCUGGCGCCUACCCUCUUCAGUCUCAUGUUCUCUGCCAUGCUGAUGGACGCCUACCGCGACGAACGCCCUGGAAUCCGCAUCGCCUAUAGAACGGACGGUCAUCUCCUGAAUCAACGGCGCAUGAACUUCCAAUCGCGUGUAUCCACAGCCACCGUGCGCGAACUCCUCUUCGCCGACGACUGCGCCCUGAACACCACCUUGGAAGAGGAGAUGCAACGGAGCAUGGACCUAUUCUCCGCUGCCUGCGAGAACUUUGGGCUGGUUAUCAACACGCAGAAGACGGUGGUGAUGCAUCAGCCACCUCCCAACUCAGCCACAGCCCCCAACGGGCCGCAAAUCAACGUGAAUGGGACUCACCUGCAAGUGGUAGAGAACUUCCCGUACCUGGGCAGCACGCUCUCCCGCAACACCAAGAUCGACGACGAAGUCGCCAACAGGAUCUCGAAAGCCAGUCAAGCCUUCGGUCGACUCCAAAGCACAGUUUGGAAUCGUCAUGGUCUCCAACUGAGCACAAAGCUGAAGAUGUACAAGGCCGUCAUCCUGCCGACGCUACUGUACGGAGCGGAGACCUGGACGGUGUACACGAGGCAGGCACGUCGACUAAACCACUUCCACCUCAGCUGUCUCCGCCGCAUCCUGAGGCUGAACUGGCAGGAUCGCAUCCCCGACACCGAAGUGCUGGAACGAACGGGAAUCCUCAGCAUCUAA
Molecule: messenger RNA, 810 nt
Organism: Spirometra erinaceieuropaei
Lineage: Eukaryota; Metazoa; Platyhelminthes; Cestoda; Diphyllobothriidea; Diphyllobothriidae
Source: the annotation of a GenBank genome assembly